This is a messenger RNA of Anopheles marshallii, 1056 nucleotides long. RefSeq names its product retinol dehydrogenase 13. Bases 1 to 1056 code for a protein of 351 amino acids. The record is from RefSeq and is a predicted model, not a curated record. The transcript is spliced from 3 exons. Lineage: Eukaryota; Metazoa; Arthropoda; Insecta; Diptera; Culicidae.
AUGGAUGAAAUAAAAAAGGCCCUAACCGAGGCCGACCCAUUUGCCAGUUGGUGGCCAUUCAUAAUAGCCGGCAUCGUGUUCGUGAUCGGCACUGUCAGGACGUACAUGGGUGGACAGCCCUGCCCGAAUGGGAACACCAUCCCGGAACGUGUAGUCGUGGUGACGGGAGCGUCCGGAGGCAUCGGACGUGAGGUAUGCCGAGAGUUGGCACGGCGGAAGGCGAGAUGUUUGGUUCUGGCCUGCCGCAGCACCGAGCAGGGUGAUGCGUUACGAGAGCUGCUCCACCGAGAAGCGCCCGACUGUACGUGUGAGGUGUUCGUGCUGGAUCUACGCUCAUUCGACAGCGUGCGGAGAUUUGUGCGGCAGGUACAGGCGCACCAUCCGACGGUGGAUGCGCUGGUAAACUGUGCCGGAGUAAUUUUCCAACCGGGCGGACGCACCGUGGACGGAUACGAGCAACAUCUGCAGUGUAACUUCCUGUCUCACUUCUUGCUAACGCAACUGCUUCGACCCCAACUGGUUCGGUCGCAGUACGGUGGCCGCGUGGUGAACGUAUCCGCCCAUGGGUACACUGCCGCCAAGAUCGUCGAUCGUGACGACCCACUCAAUGUACGUCAGCUUACGCAGAGCGGACGGGAUGCUUUCGCCCACUCAAAACUGGCCAUCGUGCUGGCGAGCAGAGUUCUGGCCAGGAAGCUCCAGGCAGAGGGGCAUCAAACCACCGUCAACUGCUGCUCACCGGGGUUGGUCCGAGGUACCGGACAUCUGCGGCACUCCCCCAUCAUGAAGGCACUAUUCGCGAAGGUGCUCACCUUUCCCUGGAUGUGGCUGUUCAUGAGGAGUCCGGCACAGGGCGCACACACCAUCGUUCGCCUAGUAACGGACCCAGAACUGGCCAGCUGCAACGGAGACUUUUUCAAUGAUUGUGAGCGUGUGGAGAUGUCAGACCUGGCGAAAGAUGACGAGUUGGCCGAACGGUUGUACCACGCUUCGCUCAGUGCGGUUGGGCUGAGUGAGACUUCCUCGCAGCAGCAUAUCAAGGGCAAGAAGAAUUAG